Molecule: messenger RNA, 2274 nt
Organism: Gossypium raimondii (Peruvian cotton)
Lineage: Eukaryota; Viridiplantae; Streptophyta; Magnoliopsida; Malvales; Malvaceae
Exons: 15
Coding region: 614-2104 (496 amino acids)
Source: RefSeq, a predicted model, not a curated record
AUAAACAAACCCAGUAAAAAUGGGCACAAAAGAAAAAGCUCCGUCUCUCUCCGCCUCUGUCUGUCUCUUAGCUGUGCUUGCUUGCUCUUGCCUCCUGCUGGCUGCUAUCUCCCUUCUCAGCCGCCAACAGCCGCACCAAAGCCUGUGAGCUCUCCAUACUCCAUUUUUUUGAAACAGGUAAAAGAUCCAUCUACUACACGCGUCUCUCAGCUGACAACUUUAAUUGCGAGAAGACUUCACCCAAAAGUCCAGCCGCAUUAGAUCUGGAAGGAAAAAGCUCCACGAUUAAUUUUUUCUUUGGCACGAAAGGUUGGACGUUUCGUGACGAUGUUUGAGGGAGACAUUCUGCCCAACUCUCUCCGUGGGACUGCGAAAUUUAUAAUUUAAUGUACGGCUUCUUAAAGAUGCCUUCCUUCCAAUAAAAGAAGGAAGUUUCUUCCAUACUCUCCCACACACACACUCUCUAUUUAUAAAGAGAGAUAGAAACAGUUCAAUUGGAGCGACCUAAAAUGUUCGACAGGUGAAUUUGGGGACCUGCUCGUACAUUGCGCUGGAGUAGUUACACGCUUCUGUCGAUUCACAAUCAUAACCAAAAAAGCUCGCUCAAAGCAAGAUGAUUGAUCAGUUCAUCAAUUUUGUUAUUCGACCGCCAAGGGCUGAUUAUAACCCAGAGCAGUAUCUUUGGGAAAAGGAGUUUACUCUUGCAGGCAGGCAAUUCAAAAGACAAGAUUUGGAGCUUACAAAUGCAAGGGGCCAUAAGUUGCGUUGCAGUCAUUAUUUGCCUUCACCAUUCCCUGAAGAAACUCCACUCCCUUGUGUUAUAUACUGCCAUGGAAAUAGUGGAUGUAGGGCUGAUGCCAAUGAAGCUGCUGUAAUUCUUCUUCCAUCAAAUAUUACGGUAUUCACACUUGAUUUCUCGGGGUCAGGCUUAUCUGAUGGUGAUUAUGUUAGCCUUGGUUGGCAUGAGAGAGACGAUCUCAAGAUUGUGGUAUCAUAUUUGAGAAGUGAAAGACAAAUAUCACGUAUAGGUCUCUGGGGACGAUCAAUGGGUGCUGUCACCAGCCUUCUUUAUGGAGCAGAAGAUCCUUCAAUAGCAGGAAUGGUGUUAGACAGUGCCUUCUCAAACUUAUUUGAUCUUAUGAUGGAACUGGUUGAUGUGUAUAAAAUCCGGCUUCCUAAAUUCACGGUUAAGAUGGCUGUGCAGUACAUGAGACGUGUAAUUCAGAAGAAGGCGAAGUUUGACAUUAUGGAUCUAAACUGUCUGAAGGUAGCACCUAAAACAUUCAUUCCAGCUUUAUUUGGACAUGCCAGUGAGGACAAAUUUAUUCAACCUCAUCACUCUGACCUCAUAUUUAAAUCAUAUGCGGGAGAUAAAAACGUUAUAAAAUUUGAUGGUGAUCACAACUCCUCCAGGCCACAGUUUUAUUAUGAUUCAGUCUCCAUUUUCUUCUUCAAUGUGCUUCGUCCUCCUCAAAUUUCUUCUGCUUGUUCAAGUAAGCUUGAGAAAUACUAUGAUCUUGGUGAUUUGAAAGUCGGUGCUGGCAUGGAUGAGAGCCUGUUGUAUGAAAUAAUCACUGGCAUUGAAACUGAAUCAACCAAUGUUCCAAGUUCAUCUUCUGCUGCACCUAGAGUUUUGAUGACUAAGCCAGUUAGUGAACUCGUCUCAGAAGUUGCACCACUUGCUAGAUUGGAUCCCAUGCUUACUAGAAAUAUUAGACCUGACAGUGAUGAGCAAUCAAAUUCACAGGAUAAGCCUAAUGGUCAAAGUGAUGAAUGUUGCUCAUAUACAAGCUCAAACAGGGAAAGUUGGGGAAGGUGCUCUUCACUGGGGGGCAGUGAUGAAGAAUCUUCAGCAGACUGUACGGCUGCUAAUAACGGAAAUCAGGUGACUCUUGAUGUGCUUGCAACACCUCUGAAAAGCACGCAGCAAAAAUCAAGUGGUCCACCCAAAGAGGAAAAAAAGAAGCAGAAGAAACAGAAGAAGAGAGAUUCAACAACCCCAAAGCCGAAACAUGAGAAAUUAGAAAAGCUAGAAGCCCUUAGUAAGCGGCUACGCCUUUGCAUCCUAAAACGGGUAAGUCACCGGAGGCAGGGUUCCACGUGAGUGACCCCAGGAAACAUUAAGCUGUUUUUUUUUCUUGUUUCUAGUAUUUUCAGUAUGAAGUGGUCCAAGUCAUUUUAAACUCAAAGCAUAAUUAUGCGGAUUUCCGAGCUUUACUUUGAUAAUGUAAAUGCAGUAUCCACGUAUUUAAAUUGAACAGAACAUUUCUCCAA